This is a messenger RNA of Aureobasidium uvarum, 759 nucleotides long. The record is from the annotation of a GenBank genome assembly. NCBI's taxonomy places the organism in Eukaryota, Fungi, Ascomycota, Dothideomycetes, Dothideales, Saccotheciaceae.
ACCUUCUCGCCCGAAGGCCGUCUCUUCCAAGUAGAGUACUCACUCGAGGCCAUCAAGCUCGGUUCCACUGCCAUCGGUGUAUGUUCUACCGCUACACAUUCGAUCGCCUUCUCAGUCUCUGACCCACGCGCAGNNGUCGCAACCUCCGAAGGCGUCAUCCUCGGUGUCGAGAAGCGCGUCACUUCAACACUGCUCGAAACCAGCUCCGUCGAGAAGAUUGUCGAGAUUGACAGACACAUCGGUGCCGCCAUGUCCGGUCUGCAAGCCGACGCCCGCAGCAUGAUCGAGCACGCCAGAAUCACAAGCCAAAGCCACGCCUUCAACUACGCCGAACCUCUGUCCGUCGAGAGCUGCACCCAGGCCAUCUGCGACUUGGCCCUGAGAUUCGGCGAGGGUGCCGAGGGUGAGGAGAGCAUCAUGAGCAGACCUUUCGGUGUCGCCCUGCUCAUUGCCGGCUUUGACGAGAACGGCCCGUCACUCUGUUCACUCCUCGUCCUACCCUCGGGCACUUUCUACCGCUACGACGCAAAGGCCAUUGGAUCAGGUUCAGAGGGCGCACAGGCCGAGCUACAGAACGAGUUUCACAAGUCAUUGACACUGGCAGAGGCCGAGGUGCUGGUGCUCAAGACACUCAAGCAGGUCAUGGAGGAGAAGCUGGACUCAAAGAACGUGCAGCUGGCCAGCGUCACCAAGGACAAGGGUUUCAGGAUAUACGGUGAUGACGAGAUGGCCUCGGUCGUGUCCAGACUCGAGGCCAAC